CUUCAGAAGAGAUUUAAAUUCUAUGAGAGAAAUGUAAAAUUAGGAGAUGAAAUAGGGGACACUGAAAAACCACUAUGGAAAAUUAUAGAGAAAACGUCAACAGUCGUCGCAAACAGAUGACGUAACAGAAAGGGCACUCUCAAAGUACUAGCCAUUUAAGCGAGCACGUGAGGAUAUCAACAUCAAACAUCAGCUCCUGAAUUACGGUAACAUGGGGAAGAAUAAACAAAAGGGGAAAAAGCAGAAGAACGUCUUUCAAGUUGCUAACAAGCACUUGAAGCCCAAGAACAAAGCGAAACCUGUCACGACAACGCUCAAACACAUCAAUGCAGUGAAGAAUGAGAAGGUUGAGAACCUCAAUCAGAUCUUCACAGAAGUCCAGGGGGAUGUUAGGAGCAUUUCAAAAGCUGCUGCUCCCAAACCAAAGAAACAAACACAGGUUGUCAGAGAGCCACCAAAGGAAUCUGUAAACGUUGACAAUGCGGCUCAACUCUUCUCUCAGCUAUAAUGGACCAUGACAGCGGGACUGUCAUAAAGGACAAACACAGUGACCAGCUGAACUGUAUGUCUCUCCGUUUUGGACAUGUCAGUCAGUUUACUUCCAAUGCAUUUUGACAUUUCAUGCCAAAAUGAGGACUGUAGAUAAGAUGAAAAUAAAAAGAGGUUUUUGCACGAUAGGAAACCCCUGUGUGUGUGUAUUGUAAGCAUUCUGUAUAUUCAAUGCAAAGAAAGACAUAUGUGAUAUUGUUUCAGAAACAAAGGAUAUUCUUUUAAUUUUAUUCAUGAAUAUUCUUUGGUGUAGAAAUGUUUGCUUUCUCUUGGCUGCAACAAAAGAUUAUUUUCCUUAUUAAUUAAGCUGCUGGUUAUUUCCUUGAUUAAUUGUAGACUAGUGAAAAAUAUCCAUAACAAAGAACCAACAGUCCCUAACAAAACAUACUGUUAAUUAUCAUAUAUAACAAAUA
Molecule: messenger RNA, 962 nt
Organism: Etheostoma spectabile (orangethroat darter)
Lineage: Eukaryota; Metazoa; Chordata; Actinopteri; Perciformes; Percidae
Gene: rbis
Product: ribosomal biogenesis factor
Exons: 4
Coding region: 212-508 (98 amino acids)
Biological process (GO): ribosome biogenesis
Cellular component (GO): nucleolus
Source: RefSeq, a predicted model, not a curated record